AGAAUGAAAUUGUGAAUUGACGUAUUUUGGGGUUUGGGUUUGGGUUUGGAUUGUACCGGCCAACUUAGGGUGGACUCACUCUCGAUCUCACCGAUCACCAACCAACGUGGCUUCUUCUCCUCAGGUAAAUGGAAAAUUGGUGAAGCGGGCUAUUUUGUAUAAAUUGGAGGAAAUGUUUUAAUUUUGUUUCUCAAGUUCAGCUUCUUGCUGUACAAGUAAUAGACUAUUAUUAGACUUGCCAGAAAUCACCAACUGGGUUGCUCUUUCUAACCAGGUUCUCUAAGUCAACUUUCAGUUUUUGAUUGUUGAGGAUGGUGCUGGUUUUGGCCCUGGGGGAUUUGCACAUACCCCACAGGGCUCCUGAUCUUCCUGCUAAGUUCAAAUCCAUGCUUGUCCCUGGCAAGAUCCAGCACAUAAUUUGUACUGGAAAUUUAUGUAUUAAAGAAAUUCAUGACUACUUAAAGACUCUUUGUCCAGACUUGCAUAUAACUCGUGGUGAGUAUGAUGAAGAGACAAAAUAUCCGGAGACCAAAACACUAACCAUUGGCCAAUUUAAGCUGGGACUAUGCCAUGGUCAUCAGGUUAUUCCAUGGGGAGACCUAGACUCACUGGCAAUGCUACAGAGGCAGCUCGAUGUAGACAUCCUUGUCACAGGUCACACCCAUCAAUUUACAGCUUACAAACACGAGGGAGGUGUGGUUAUAAAUCCAGGUUCUGCAACAGGUGCCUACAGCAGCAUCACUUAUGAUGUGAACCCAAGCUUUGUCCUUAUGGACAUCGAUGGUCUGCGAGUUGUGGUUUAUGUAUACGAACUUAUUGAUGGAGAGGUUAAGGUUGACAAGAUUGAUUUUAAGAAAACAUCCACAAGCCACUCUGCUCAUUAAACACUAGGGUUUUGGUCCUACUCUUGUUUGUCUUUCUCUUUCUUGUUUAGUUGUUUAGUUUUCUUUUUCCUCCUUCAAACUCUCCAAGGGUGUACUGUUUUUAGUUUUUAUUUUGCUUUGCAUGUACACUUGUAUUUGGCCAUAUCAUAGGAUUCUUAGGAUUUGGUUAAUUUGUGAUAUGCGCCAAACGUAAUGACUGAUUGAUCAAAUGGCUUUGUGUAUUACUCCUUUUACCAGUUAUUUACCCAGA
Messenger RNA from Glycine soja, 1134 nucleotides. RefSeq names its product vacuolar protein sorting-associated protein 29. Gene Ontology annotation, biological process: retrograde transport, endosome to Golgi; intracellular protein transport. Lineage: Eukaryota; Viridiplantae; Streptophyta; Magnoliopsida; Fabales; Fabaceae. The transcript has 5 exons. Bases 312 to 884 code for a protein of 190 amino acids. The record is from RefSeq and is a predicted model, not a curated record. Gene Ontology annotation, cellular component: endosome; retromer complex.